Molecule: messenger RNA, 3441 nt
Organism: Penicillium psychrosexuale
Lineage: Eukaryota; Fungi; Ascomycota; Eurotiomycetes; Eurotiales; Aspergillaceae
Product: putative sister chromatid cohesion factor (Chl12)
Exons: 3
Coding region: 1-3441 (1146 amino acids)
Cellular component (GO): nucleus
Molecular function (GO): ATP hydrolysis activity; ATP binding; DNA binding
Source: RefSeq, a predicted model, not a curated record
AUGCUUCCCUCCUCGCCAUCAUUCCUAUCCUCGUUUGACCCCGCCGUUUACCUCCACUCGGAAGGACCUGGCAACACAAACCCACCGUCUGAAUCAUUCUCCGACGAUCUCGAGGCAAUCCACCUGCACCGCCGUGAACAGACCCGCAACGGAAUCGUGAUUCAACAUCGAGCGUGGAAUCUAUCUGAUGUAUUUCGUAGCGAAGACGACAUACAACCCGGUUGGCAACCUCAAACCCGCAUUGCCUGGAGUCGUGGCACUGACAACCACAUAGUAGAUACGCCGACGAAGAACGCUACAACCCCGAGACCGUUUUCUCGCACUCCUACUCGAAAUCUAUCUUUUAUGCCAUCCUCGCCGCCCAUUUCGAGAAUGCCGUUCAUAGCGUCUCCGGGCGCACUUACGCCCACAUCUGGCAAUGCGACCAACGAUUCGCAGAAGAGGAAAGUCACAAAUUCAGAAGGAGGUGUGCAGCCGACAGAGCCGAAGCGCCAGCGCAUGGUUGGAGGCUUCGUUGAUGAUGACGACGAGGAUGAAGACGACCUCGCUGCUUUCCGGGACGAGCAGAUGAAGAAUCAAUAUGACCUGCCCCAGCACUUUUUUCAAGAGCCUCCGGCGGAACUCCCUAGCAUACUGGCACCGCCCCCGACAGCCACUAAAUUGAAUGGGACAAUCAAUGCUACACUUAGCUCUUCCAGGACACCACUACACCUGACACCCCGGCCUGCUCCGACGGCCCCCAAGAGAUUCCAGAUCAAGACUUGUUCCGGCAAGGCCCAUACUGUCCCGCAAAGGAAGGCCCAGGCCCCCGUUUCGUAUAAACAAAUGAUCGCCAAUCGGUCCAAGGCAGAACCAGGAAAGGCAACGAAGAGCUAUUAUGGUAUCGACAUCCACAAAUUGCUAGACGAUGCCGCCAAGGACAAAAAGCCCGUGAACGCAGUCCCUCAACCCCAAGUCCAGCAAACCAUCGAAGCGAACAACGUGAGCUCAAAGCAGAAGAAGUUAGACUCUGCAAUGUGGACAGAGAAAUACCGUGCUCGUAAAUUCACCGAUCUCAUUGGGGAUGAACGCACACACCGAGCAGUCCUACGCUGGCUCAAGGGGUGGGAGUCAAUUGUAUUCCCUGGUCUAGCCAAGUCUCGACCGAAGAAGUCUGCCCGGGAGGAUGAAGAAGAGUAUAUCCACCGAAAGGUUUUGUUAUUAAGUGGCCCUCCGGGACUUGGAAAAACGACAUUAGCCCACGUAUGUGCCAGACAGGCUGGCUUUGAAGUGCUUGAAAUCAAUGCAAGUGAUGAUCGCAGCAGAGAUGUGGUCAAAGGCCGCAUUCGCGAUGCACUGGGAACCGAAAACGUCAAAGGCAUGAACGUGGAGGUUGGUGAUAAAAAGGUCCGCCGUGCCGGUAAACCCGUAUGUGUCGUGGUGGACGAAGUCGACGGUGUCACUGGUGGUUCUGGAAGUGGUGGUGAGGGCGGCUUCAUGAAGGCCCUCAUUGACCUUGUUUUGCUUGACCAACGGAACGCAAAAUGGUCUUCGGAGGGCAAUAAUGGCAAGAAGCGCAAGGGUGACAACUUCCGAUUCAUGCGGCCGUUGAUUUUGGUUUGCAAUGACCUCUAUCACAGCAGUCUCCGGCCUCUUAGAGCAUCGUCCAUUGCAGAGAUGAUCACUGUCCGUCAAGCCCCACUGGAGAAUGUUGUUCAACGAGUCAAGUUCAUCUUCGGACGCGAGGGCAUCCCCUGCGACAGUGAUGGGGCUAGAAGGCUCUGUGAAGCAGCCUGGGGUAUGGCGAGCAAAAAAAAUCGCAGUGGCAAAACUCAAGGGUCUGCUGAGGGCGAUAUUCGUAGCGUGCUUGUUGCCGCAGAAUUUCUGGCACACAAGCUUCGAAACGAGUCGUCGCCAUCAUCACUCAGGCUCACGAGGAACUGGCUGGAGACUCGAGUCCUCAAUGCAUCGACCGAGGGUAGCGCAUUCUUCAAAGAGUUAAGUCGUGGGGGUGUUCGUGAGAUUGUGAACCGUGUGUUUACAGAGGGGGCUGGCUUCUCUGAUGCUCCUGUUGGCAUGAGUUUCCAAGAUCGCUUUGAUGCCACCAACAGCCGUAUUCCUGUCGGUGUGGCAGAUCUGCGAAAACGACACUCAAUCAACCGAUUGCGAGAAAUGGUCGAUUCCAGCGGUGAUCAUGACCGCUGUGUAUCGGACUGUUUCGCUUCGUAUCCCAUCCAGCAAUACCAGGAUGAUAAUUAUUUUUCCAAACCCAACGCCGCCCACGACUGGCUUCAUUUCCAUGACUCGAUCAGUUCGAAAGUUCAUUCAUCUCAAGAGUGGGAACUGAUUCCAUACCUCAGCCAGUCGGUUGUCGCAUUCCAUCAUCUAUUUGCUACAGCUACUGGCAGAACCACCGACGACGAUAAGAACGAUGAUGACGAGGAAGCCGAAGAGCCCCAUCCUUUCUCAGGACCUAGAGCCGACUUUGCUGCCUUCGAAGCACAAAAGCAGAACCGCGCGGCCAUGACUGCAUUCCACGCCUCGUUUUCGGCACCUAUGGCUCGCAUUUUCCGAUCGAAUGAAAGUAUAAUCACAGAUCUGGUCCCUUACUUGAUCCGCAUGCUAUCACCAGACGUUAAGCCGGUCAUCAUCCGUGGAAACGGUGAGCAGAGAAGCACCGCCACCGUCCGCAAAGAGUCCGAACGUGCGCUUGUCCAGUCUACCGUGCGUGUCAUGACCGGGAUGGGCGUGACUUUUGAAAAAGUCCGAGUGGAACAUGAAGGAAGCCACGGUGGAUGGGCGUACAGAAUGGAACCACCGAUCGACUCACUUGUGGUCUUCUCAAAGAUCAAAGGUAGUACCAUCGAGGCUUCUGGUGGUACAGCGCCAGUGCGGUAUGCUGUCCGCCAAGUGCUGGACCAAGAGUAUCGCAAGGCAACAACGCGCAAGCAGUCUGAUGCCAUGAGCGCAUCUAGACUCGGCGUCAAGGGUCCCAGGAACUCCGCUGAGACGGCCGCAGCCAAAGCAAUCAGAGAAGCAGCUGUGAAACGGGACUUCUUUGGUCGGCUGGUUGAACAGCCUGCACCACAGCCUAAUGAUCUAAACGACAGCUGGGUUGAUGAGUCGUCCAAGGCCGGGCGGAAAGUCUGGGUUACUUUCCACGAAGGCUUCUCGAAUGCGGUCCGCAAACCCAUAUCUAUGGCAGAGCUGAUGGCUGGGUUCUUCUUCUUCUCAACCUCCAUGGCAUUAUUGUUGGGUACAGAGCUCUGGGACUUCGAGCCGAGCGAGUACCACUUGUGGCUCUUGGUUGAUGCGUCUGAUGCAUUGAGGGUUGUCGCUGUGGAGACGGUCGAGUGGGUUGAGGCUGCGCUCGAUGUAGUCUUGCAAGACGCUUUGGAGGAUUUGGUGAACAUUUUGUGUGUGGUUUGGGGGAUUUUGGAGGAUUGCUUGAGAAUUUCUUGA